AUGGCGCUGGAAUCGGUGAUCCAGAUAUCAAUAAACGUGUUCGCUGGGAAGGAAUGUGAGAGUGCGUUUGCGUGUAGGCUGUACACUAAUGUGGUCCUGAAUCUAGUGCACAUUGAUGUUAGUGCGUUUUUGGAUGAUGCGUCUAGGCUUUUUCAGGACCGCAUUAGAGAUGCUAUAAACAAAUAUGGUCCUAUUUUGGUGUAUGGUGUUCUCAUUGCCAACUUUAAAAGGGUUGAUAAUGAGGAAGAAGUAGUUAAGCCAAUUCCCUUUGGAACUAAGGCUAACAGCAUCUUCCCCACAACCCUUUUAGAUGAUUGGUUUAAUGAGAACAUCAAGCAGCCAAUCUUGCGCAGUGUAGAAGAGUUUCACGCAAAGGGUUCAAAUUGGAAUCUUCAGUCUAUUAUAAGACUUGAAGUGAAUGUAAAUAAAUACAAUCCAAUGCGUGCGAGCUCAUACAUUGAUCUACCUUCACAAAUUAAAAGAAAGAAAGCCUGUAUUAACGUGCAAAACAAAGAUAACGAGUGCUUUAAGUGGGCGGUACUGUCAGCCUUACAUCCAAAUGUCGUGAGAAGUGAUCGUGUUUCCAACUACAAAGAAUUUGAAAAUGAGUUAAAUUUUGACGGAAUAGAUUUCCCAGUAACGUUAAAAAAUGUCCCGAAAUUUGAAAAAUUGAAUGAUAUUUCAAUUAAUGUCUAUGGUUUAUCAAAAUACUAUGGGGACUUCUUAACACAUCCUCUCCAUCUCACUGCGGAAAAAAGAGAUACGCGUGUAAAUCUCUUGUAUGUUGCCGACAUGUACGCUGAUGAAAGUGUUAAAGAGAAUAACAAAGAAAAAGUGCCAUAUGUAAUUUACGCCGACUAUGAAAAUCUACUUCUUCCAGCGGAUGAAGAUGUAGACAAUUUAAGUAAGACUGAAGUCUUCCAGCGUCACAAAUUGUUAAGCAUCGGAUAUUAUAUAAAAUGUAGCUACGACGAAUCAUUAUGUAAAUAUGUGCCGUAUCCGAAAAAUGAAUCUGACCCUGCUAAAUGGUUUGCUGAGGAGUUAAAGCAGAUUGCAGAGAAAAUGAAUAAAGUUUUUAAAAAUCCGUUACCAAUGACUGCAUUAACUUCUCAAGAAAUCAAUGAUUUUAAGCGAGCGACAGUCUGUCACAUUUGUCAUCAGAAAAUACCGGCAAGCGAAAAGAAAGUCCGCGAUCACUGUCACCUUACUGGCAAAUAUAGGGGUGCUGCCCAUGAAUCAUGCAACUUAAACUAUCAAGAUUGUCAAACGAUCCCCGUAGUCUUCCACAAUUUAAGCGGUUACGACGCCCAUUUUAUAAUUCACGCGAUCUCGACGAGCUUUGAAGGGAAAAUUGACCUCCUCCCCAUUAACAAAGAGAAGUAUAUCUCUUUUACUAAACAUGUUAAUGGGAGUGAGGUCAAAUUCAGAUUCAUUGACUCAUUGCGAUUCAUGGCAGCAUCCCUGGAAAAACUCGCAUCGUACUUAGACGAGUAUAAAAUUGUAAACUCCGUUUUUGCCAGUACGGUGACAGAUCCGGAUAAAAUCAAAUUAUUAACGCGCAAGGGUGUUUUCCCCUAUGAGUACUUUGACUGA
Molecule: messenger RNA, 1593 nt
Organism: Leptopilina heterotoma
Lineage: Eukaryota; Metazoa; Arthropoda; Insecta; Hymenoptera; Figitidae
Exons: 2
Coding region: 1-1593 (530 amino acids)
Molecular function (GO): nucleic acid binding
Source: RefSeq, a predicted model, not a curated record